UGACUACGUACCUCGGCAGGAAAUUCAAUGUGGCGGAAAGUGUCUCUACUUAAAAAAAAAACUGGAAUAUUUCACUAUGAUGUAUACCAUAAACAGCUGAGAAACAUUUAAAUAUUUUUACGAGCUUCCAAACAUUAUGCCUGUAAGAUUUUUCUCUAAAUCAUGAUUUUGAAUGAUACUUUAAUGCCAAAAGAAGGGUGUACUUUUGAUGAAAUUUGUUAUGUUUGGAAAUCUUUCAUGAUCGAUGUAUUUCUUUAGGUGGACACAGAGUCGGACAACGUUCGGGUGGUUGUGCGAUGUCGUCCCAUGAACGAGAAAGAGGUUUCCUCUCACUGUGGUGUGGCAGUGAACGUCGAAGAAGGUCGAGGAAUGAUAACCGUGAAGAACUCUGGUGCUCGGUCAGGGGAACCACCAAAACAGUUCACUUAUGACAGAGUGUUUGGCCCAGAUACGAAGCAAGUUGAUGUUUACAACGAUGCAGCCAGGCCGAUUGUCAACUGUGUCCUGGAGGGUUACAAUGGUGAGAACUCUUGCUAAAAUUUUCGUUAAACUACGAUGAACAGUGCGAAAUACAUAUACAUUGUACAUUUGAAGACCUUCUCAUACUGAGAUUUACAGUUAAAUGCCUUUGCUCUCACCUUUAUUUGCCUUGUCAGGGUGCGUUAUCAUCGUCAAAAUUGAUAUGCGAACUAUAUAGUUAAAGGGUUAAAUUUCUCAAAAAGUCUUUUUGGUUUACAAUUACUUUCUAUCAACAGCUCUAGCUCUUAAACCACACGCUUUUUCAUGAUUAAACGAUUUUGAUAUUUGUUGCUAAAAUCACCGUUAGUUCCUUUUUUUUCUUUGGAGUGGAGGGGGGAGAACAGUUUUCCCAUGAGGUACAUAUUUUGGAUGGAAAAUGGAUUUGCUAGCAAGUUUAGUGUUUUAAUUAACAUUCUGACUCUUACUGUAUAAUGUCUUAACUUUAUUCACCAUGCAACAGUGAUUGUUCCAUAGAUAUCUUAUUCCUGAUUGAGUCACAGUUAUCUGCAGCCAGGGGGAGGUGGAGGAAGGGAGGAGGGAGCAGGGGGUAGGGUUUUGGAAUACUGAUUUAUCAGAUAUUUUCCAAGGAGACAACAAUAGACAUUAGGAUUAUAAAAUUAUAAAAGUAUAGAAUGAUAAAAGUUCUCUAACCUAGAAUGACCUAGCAUUUUUAACCCUUUAACUCCUGUGAGUGACCACAAUAGAAUUUCUCCUUACUAUAUCUAGACAAUAUUAUGCAGACAAGUAAUGAGAAUAAAGUAAAAUAUCAAUUAUGGGAUUACUAAUUGAUCCAAUAUCAAAUUCUCCAAAUUGACAUCAUAACAAUUAUGCAGAAGACAGUAAGGAUAAUUACUACUGAGAUCUUGGCAGUUUAAGGGUUAACUCAUGUCUACAAAUCAAAUAUCAAAAAUUUAUGUGAAACAAGAUAAUUUACACCUUUACUGAAAAACCAAAACACUUUGCAAUCAAAUUAAUCAAUUACCAGUAAAUCAAUCAAAGAAAUGAAUGCUUAAUACAGGUUGACGCUUUACAUAGGGUCCUAAGAACAAAGUUAUCAUAACAAAAGGAUAAAAAACAUGACAUCAUAUUAUGUCAUAAUUGAACACUUAAUGUGCAAAAACUUGCUCAAAAACACUACCAAGAUUAAUUUCUGGAGAAAAACAUGGAUCAAAUUUUUCAUGAAAGAUUAUUCUUAGAUUUAUUUAAGUGGUUCAUUCUAAGUGACUGUUCAAUAUUGCAAGAGAACAAUACAAAAAAGCUUUUUGGAGCUCAGUAAAGGGUGAUCAUGAUUGCUUAAUAGAGGUGAAAAUUACAGUGGGGAAAAUUUGGGACUUUCACAACCAACUGCUUGUAAAUACAGGGUCACCACUUAAUCCAUUAACUCCCAAGAUCUCAUUAGUAAUUCUCUUUACUAUCUGCCAUAUAAUUCUUAUGAUGUUAGUUCAGAGAAUUUGAUACUGAAUCAACUAUGAAUUCCCUAAUUGAUAUUGUUCUUUAUUCUCAUUGCUUGUCUGUUUGAUAUUGUAUUGAUGUAAUGAGAGAAAUUAUGUCUUGGUCACUCAUGGGAGUUAAAGGGUCAAUAUGGUGCGGCUUAGUACAGGUUUGACUGUAUACUUGAAUUAAAUGUCCCUGGAUACUUGAUUGUCUCAAAUUCGUGUCUGGGCCUGUAUCAGUAUGUGAUCACUUUGUCUGCUUAUUUUCUGCAUUAACUCUUUGACUCAAAAGGUGAUUAGAUCUAAUUCCUCCUAAUAAUAUCACCCCUGAGUUACACAUGUAGGUCGCAAGAAUAAAGGAAAUGAUCACCAACUAGAGAGGCUCUUGAUAAUUAAAAAAUGUAAAGAGAACAGUAUGGAGAAUAUGCAUACUGAUGUUAGGGUGUUAAGGGUGUAAAGAAAGUAUUAAAAUCUCCUAGAAAAUGAUCUAGGCAUUUGAGUGGACAGACCAGGGGUCACAUCACAUGAAGCAGUAUGCACUGACUCAUCUUUUUCUUAAAAACCAGGUACAAUCUUUGCAUAUGGACAAACAGGGACAGGGAAAACUUUUACAAUGGAAGGGGUCAGGACAGUUCCUGAACUACGUGGAAUAAUCCCAAACUCAUUUGCACAUAUAUUUGGACAUAUUGCCAAAGUAGCUGGUGACAUAAGGUAGGUCAGAUAUUAAAAAGGUGAAAUUGUUUAAUACACACAUUUUUAUCUUUCUUGAUAUUAGCAUUUCAGUUGAUACAAACAAUAACUGUUCUAUCCAGGUUUCUUGUACGAGUGUCAUAUUUGGAAAUCUACAAUGAAAACGUGCGGGACUUGUUGGGCAAGGAUCAGAGUGCAAAAUUAGAGGCAAGUUGUGAUAGUGGUUUUUUUUAAAAAACCUUUGAGGACAGAAAACUUAAGCACCAUUUUUAUAUCAUCUUUCCAAGGUUACACUGAUUUUACUCAGAACUGGGUCAAAUUUCUAUUUCUUGGCACUUUAGGUCAAAGAGAGACCCGAUGUUGGAGUUUAUGUAAAGGACUUAUCUACAUAUGUCAUGAACAAUGCUGAUGAUUUAGACAAGACAAUGACAACAGGGAACAAAAAUCGUGAGUGUGUUACCUAACCCUUCCUAACAUUAAUAUCCUAAUUCUCAAUAUUCUGCUCUUUUUAUUUCCUUUGGUGCAAACAAUGAGAAUUUGUUGAACAAUGGUGUUAGCCAUCUGAACUUGAAGAGCAUUGAUGUGACUUCAAAAACUGCAGGAUCAGUUUUCAGAGUGUAUUAUGAGACAAUAUAGUUUACUUUUCAGAGGUACCUGUACUUGUCUUGAAUGAAAUAUAACUUUUUCUCGUAAAGCAUUUGUCCAAUCUGUUCCUUUUUUUGUGAUUAUAGGUUCUGUUGGGGCUACAAACAUGAACGAACGAUCAUCACGCUCUCAUGCCAUCUUUACCAUAACUGUGGAGUGCAGUGAAAAGGGGCCUGAUGGCCAAAAUCAUGUACGCAUGGGAAAACUGCAUCUUGUGGACUUGGCUGUAAGUUUGUUUCAUGGUGGGCUUGACUGGACAUACUCGAACAGCAACCUGUUGUAUGUCUCUAGAAAGUUUCACAAAACAGUAACCAUAAUUUACAUUAUUAAAAGUUUUGCAAAACACUAACCCAUAUGGGCAGAGCUUUCAACACAAGAAAAAAAGAGGAAUAUUCCAGAAAUGUCAAAAUAGUGAGCAAAGGCUCAAGGAUUGUAAAUCAUGCCUGGUCACACAAUCACACUUUGACUUUGAAAAUGUUUCUGUCAUUGAUAACGGUGGUUUAAGAACAAGGAAGACUCUGGAAGCAUAGCGUACCAAACUGACUCCCGCUGUGGUCAGUGAUUCAUGUCCACUACCUGGACAAUACAACAUUCUUUUUAACUGGCAAACAUUCAUAAUCAUUUGCAUCACUAUUUCACAGUUUCUUACUUUUUUAUUCAAAUUUUUCCACUCCUUUUCAUUCACAUUUCACCCAUCGAAGACUGCAGUUCAGGCAGUUGAAAGCUCUCAAAACUCUUGCUACUGAAUCAUAGGAAACAUAUUGAACCAGUUAGAUUUAACACAACACAGGAACCAGCUUUUCUCCCUCCAUCCUUCUGAUAAGUCCCUCGCUAAGUGGAAAUAUCAAUAUAAGAGAAAGUCACUUGCAAGACAAGAAAGUCAACCUGCCUUAAAGACCAGAACCAGGCUAAAUCUUUUCAAUCCUUUUGUGGUCACAAGAAAACCAUUUUCCUUUUUCUCUGAUUUAAUCAUAGGGAUCAGAACGACAAGCAAAAACUGGGGCAACAGGUCAGCGAUUGAAGGAAGCAACACAGAUCAAUUUGUCUCUCUCCACCCUCGGCAAUGUUAUAUCUGCACUGGUGGAUGGAAAGAGUACUCACAUUCCUUACAGAAACUCUAAACUUACAAGAUUGCUACAAGACUCAUUGGGUGGGAAUUCCAAGACAGUAAUGGUGAGUAAACUGUGAAGCUACAGAAUUUGUAAUAAAUUAAUUGUUUAAUGCUUCAACCCCUAAAGUUACUAUUAUAUCUAAUUUCUCCAUAAAAAGGAAAUGUGAAUUAAAGAAUUAGCUUAACCCUUUAACUCCCAAGAUCUGAUUGUUAAUUCUCCCCUGAAACUGCUAUACAUUUUGUUGUAAAUUAGUUAUGAGAACUUGAUGCUAGAUCAAGAUAGCAGCUUCCACCUGAUAAGUUUGAAUAUUCUCGUUACCUGUUUGCUGAAGAAUGUAUGGAGAAUGAUAACUAUAGAACUUAUUUAAAAAAUAUAAAAAUGGUGAUGAAAAUGUGUUGAUGUAGUUUCACUUGCAACAUGCAUCACAUUCAUUUUUAAUUUUAAUGAGCAGCCACAAGGUUCUUGGAGUACUAGCUGUAGGCUUUACAAACAGCAGUCAACUGUCUGCAUUUGUGCAAAUGUUGUAAUGACUAUGGUGGGGUGCUUCCAGGCUGUCAGAACUAUGUUGUCACACAUGAGUUACAAACAACCACACAUUAACCACCAUUAGUCACUGUGUUGUAGAAGUGCAUAACUUUUUUGAUAAUGCUUUAAACAGAAAAGGUAAAUCAACAAGCUACUUGUAUUAAAUAAGCUUUGUGCUUGAGAAGUCUUGAGUUUUCUUUUUCACUACAGUAACUUUUGUUUCUUUUCACAGACUUCUUUGAAUGUUGAACUUUGCUUUUUUGCAAGACAGAAGUUGUCUCUUGUGUUCUCUUUAAAAAAUUUGCACAGGAAAUUGGAGCUCCUGGCAGCCAAAAUUAAUCCCCACACAUGGGCCCUAAGUUUGAUCACUGUAUUAGGCUUCACAGGCCAACUUUGUUAGAUUAGCUGUAAGAAACUAUGUGUUGCAAAGAACAAAAGUUACUGAAACAUUUUUGGCUUGGAUAGAUUCUGUGGCUUUUUUUAACACACUAUAAUGUCUAAUUCUUCAGAUUGCUAACAUUGGCCCUGCAGAUUACAACUUUGAUGAAACAAUAAGUACCCUCAGGUGGGUGAAGUUUUGUCAAAACUCAUGCUGAUAAGAUACUCAUCUAUACUAGAAUUAAAUUUUUAGGAAAAUACACAGAAUUUAUCUGAAGACUAGAUGUGAGCCCCCCUCCUCGCCCCUCUCCCAGUCGAUAACUAAUGAGCCAUUCGUUAAUUAGUAUCAUUAAUUUAUGACUUUGCAUAUGGAUUUAAUUGUUAAUUUAGUCAAUAAUUUCACUUUGAUAAAAUUACUCAGUCCCAAAAUACAAUUUCAUGCAAGAGCACUCCAAACUAAGGUUAUGAACCUUUAAUGUAGGUUUAGCACUAAUCGUCUUUCAAAUAACCUUUAGCCCUUAAGAGUUAAUUCCCUCAUGUGUGUGAUGUAAAAUUUACAAACAGAUAUGCAAACCGUGCCAAAAAUAUCAAGAACAAAGCUAAGAUUAAUGAAGAUCCCAAGGAUGCACUGCUGAGAGAAUUUCAGAAGGAGAUUGAAAGACUUAAGGCACAGCUUGUGGAAGGCAAGUUUACUUAAUGUAUACAUAUGGAGGCCGUGUGGCCAAGUGAUUAGGGCACUGGACCUGUUAUCAGUAACUUACUAAACAAGAAAUUCACUACAAAUUACAACAUUUCCUUUACAUGUAGCUGGAAUGACAAAUAAAUGUGUUGAUCCUUUAAAUAAUCCCUGAUUAGUAACCAAGACAGGUUCUCCUUUCGAUAUCACUGGGGACAAUGUCAAGCCAACAAGUAAUGACAAUAAAGUAGAAUAUCAAUUAUUUGUGGAUUAUUAGUUGAUCCAAUACCAAAUUCUCUGAGCUGACAUCAUAAAGAUUGCAUAGCAGACCAUAAGGAGAAUUAUUAGCGAUCAUUGAGAGUGAAAGGGUUAAAUUAUAAUAAUUAUUUCUGUUUCAUCAGAGGGAGGCGGUGGUGAGGAGGAAAGUGAGUCUGAGGAAGAAGUUGAAGAAGGUGGAGAAAUAGUCAAAAGGAAAAAGAAACACAGAAAAAAAAGUAAGUUGAUAAACAACAAUGAUACAAGCAACAAAUUUAUUUUCCUUCACAAUUAAAAUACGCAUGGAACAAUCCCUACCUGCAAAAUAGCAAGGCUAAUCAAAGUGGAAGCAACAUAGACAUUGAAAAUUCUUCAAUGACAAGUUUUACUGAUCAAAAGAAAUGACUAAAUGAGCAUGCAUAUGAAAACAGGAGCAAGCAAUGAAAACAGGCCCCAGUUGUUCAAAGGUUGGAUAAUGCUAUCCAUUGGAUAAAUUGCUAGACAGUGGACAAUGCAAUAUGUUUUGCUAUCAUUUAUCAGCUGGACAGCGAUUUACGCACUGGAUAGAGUUAUCCACCCUUUAUUCAACUGGGCCCAGUGCGGUAAGCUGUAGUUAAGCCAAUCAUGUAUUAGAUACUACAACUUGAAUAUAGUUUAUAUACUAGGAAAGAAAUGAAUCUUAAAAGAUUAUGAUUUGCUAAACUCAUCAAUUAACAGGUUUGAUCUAUGCUUGGGAACCUUAUUUAAGACCAAUUUAAAACCUCUGAUAUUAAUCCUUCUGAAAAUAGCUCGAAAAUGUGUACAUUGUUUGAUUAAUUUGUGAACUGAGAUGAAGUGCGCUGUUUUGAAUUUGUUCACUUUCAGAAUGUACCAGGUUACUUCUAAAAUUCUGAUCAGUAUUUCUUAAAUUUUUUUUUUUUUCCACAUGUAUAGACUAGUGGGACGUAAGUUAUUUUUAAGAAGGCUGAGUAGUAUCCUUCAAAUUUUUAAUUUUUUUUCCACUUAAAGAAAUAAUUAAAUGGUUUUUCACUUUGCUUGAUACCCCCCAAAAAAAUAAGUGUAAAUUUAAUGGCCAGUUCCUAAUAGCUCUUGGAUACCCUGAAAUAUCAACUCAACUUGAAAUUAUUGUUCAAAAUUUGUACAAUACGUAGAAGUUCUUAUUUAUUACUGAAUUUUCUGGUACUCCAGGUUACCUGUUCUUAUAUAGGGUAAUAGAUUUUGUUUUUGUACUCCUGUAGGCAAGCAUGCUCUUCCGCCUGAGAAAGUAAAAGAACUUAGAGCUAAGAUAGAAGCAGAAAGAGAAAAUCUGCAACAGAAAACAGACAUGGCAGAGGAAGAGAGAAAUAAGGCUGCAGAAGAACUGGAAAAGAGAGAGAAGGAUAUCAAGGAUUCUGAGUAUGGACUUAAUUCAUUCUUGUUUAUUGCAGGACUUUGUUUGAGUUGUAGUACUGAGAUAUGAAAUCUGUGGUGAAUUAGUACCUAGCAUGAUUUGGUUUGGGUCACAAAGCUCAGGUUUAAGCUGUGACUGGUUCAUUACGUCAUUAUCUCAAGAGCAAGCUGCUAUCUCUCUCAGUCAGUACCUCACAGAAUUUUAGCUAAUUGGUGUUUUUAGCAUAGGGUGUGGUUAAUUUCCCACACACAAGAUUACUGUGUGGUGAAUGUCCUCCCCUGGGGUGGGAUGGGUGGUCAAUAUUUAUUGGGGUUGAAUAUCAAUUGGGACAUCAUCCUGUUUUCUUCUCCAGUUGCCGAUACUACUUUGUACGUGCAACAAAUUUCAAUAAGUAAGUAAGUAAGUAGGUAAGAAACCAAAGGUCUGAGCUUCAGUUCUUCACGGAGACUCACAGGUUAACAAAAAGAUGCUAUGUUGCUGUAUGCUUAUUCAGUUAAAGAUCACAGAUGACAUUACAAAAUGUGGUGAGAACAAAAAAGUGGCAUGUGAAGCUUAGCAGAGUCUGUCAGUGAUAUUCUUUUCGCAACAUUUUUACUUCUUCUGUGAUUAUUACUGAACAGACCCACCAUAACAGGGAAUUGAUUUGUUGUAUUUGAUUUAGAGGCAAAAUGUUGUUAAUGGUGAAGUCAUCCAUGUGUCUGCCCCACAAUAGAUUAUGUGGAAGAGUCAUGGAAGAACCAAUCAAAAUCUGGGAAUAAUUCAUUGUAAAAUUUGAAAAACUGCUAGCUUUAUCACUGGUUCAAUUGAUUUUUUUAUGUUUUGUUUUUCAAGAAUGGAGCACAUACGACUUCAAGAGAAACUUAAGGCUGUGGAAAGCAAGAUUAUUGUUGGGGGAGUGAAUCUGGUCAGUAAGCCAGCUAUGACAUUGAGUUUACCCCACUUCAUUUUCAACCCUUUAACUCCUAAGAUCCAAAGAUCAUUUCUCCUCACUCUCUGUUACACAUUUUUUUAUAAUUGUGGCACAGAGAACUCAAUAUCAAAUCAAACAAUAUCCAUAAGUUGAUGUUUUUCUAUCUUCCUAACAUCUUUCUUCAGGACAAUAGACUGACAUUGUAUGGAGAAAUUACAAAUUGGUCACCCCUAGGGGUGAAAGUGUUAAAUGUGGAUUGUUACUAUCUGAAUGAUAUGGUACCUCAACUGCCAUAUCUGUACUUUCUGUAUAGAAGAUGGUGAUUUCCAAGGCUUCAGCACUAAUUUAAAUUAAAAGAAUUUUACCUACAUGUGUAAAUAGUUUGUUGAAUUUCACUAGUAUGUUAUGUUAAAUGUUAAUCCAUUGACCCCCGAGAAUUACUAACAUCAAAUUUCUCCACACGAUAUCAGCCCUGAAUCACACAUUAAGGUCACCAGAAUAAAAGAAAAGAAUUGAUUACCAAAUCAAGAAACUCCUGAUUAUUAGGCAAAUUCUUUUUGGAAAUUCUUCCUUUGGAAAUGUAUAGAGAACAGUAUGGAGAAUAUACAUGCUGAUUUUAGGGUGGAAAGGGUGAAUGCAAAUCUUUCAUUGUGAGUGGUUGACAUGGUCUUGCAGUUAAAACUUUUUUUUUUUUGUCCCACCUUUGAGACAAAAUGUUCUUUACUGUGUCAUUGUUAAUUUAUAGCUGGAAAAGGCCAAAGAACAAGAGCUCCUCUUGGAACAAUCUGCUAAAGAACUCUCUGCUAGGAAGCAAAGAGAGGAAGAAUUGCAGAAACUGAUUGAAGAAAAAGAGGUAAGUUGAAUGUGUGCAAAAUAUCCCAACUAAACAGUGGAUAAGGAUUUUAUAGCCACCCUUAAAUCAGAUGGACUCAAGUGAUUUCCCAAAUUAUACUGACAUCAAUUUGAGAAUGCCCAUAAAGAUACCUCUUGCAAAUUGAGUUUGAGUUAGUUGAGUUCAAGUAAGUUGAAUUCUGUAAGUUACAGAACCUCAAUUUUUCCAUUGUGAUUUAUAGUGUGCUUGCUUUGGGCUUGGGCCAUGAAAGCUGAGUGGAAAAAAAACUUGGUCUGUAGCUUCUAUAGAAAACAUGGUUAAUAACUGAAGAUAUGUAUUUUAUCUUUGGGUUCAGAUAGUUGGGGGAGAUUCCAAUUCAAACAAUCUUUUGAAUUUAGUGGGCCAUACAGUGAAAUAUGACCUGCUAAAAUUAGACCAAAUUGCUCACUAACUGAGAGAUGUAACAGUACAUUUUAAUGGUGGAUUUGAUGAUAAAUACUCUGACAGUGAGUUUAUUUGGUUGAUGUGUCUUUCAUGUAGCAAGAGAGAAUUGACAUUGAGGAAAAGUAUGCAAAUCUUCAAGAAGAAGCUGCUGGGAAAACUAAGAAGCUUAAGAAAGUUUGGAGCAUGCUUAUGAGUGCAAAAUCAGAGGUAUUUAAUAUGUUGAUAUUGAGAAUUGAAUUGUAAAAACCAAUAACAAACCAAGAGGCCUAUACCUCCUUAGCUAAACCUGCUCUCUACAGAACUACAUGUAAGUGACAAUUUUUUAUGGCUUUUUUUCCUUGGGUGAGAUGCUAGUCCAUUCUAUAUUGCAACCCUUUCCCCCUUCCUCCUAGCAGUUGUUGCCAUUUAUGCACCUGAAUGGAAAGGGACAGUCUAAAAGUUGUGUGCACCUCAGGGAAAUUUUUGCUCCUAAAUACUUCUUUAAGUGUAACUGCAUGCAUGGGGUUGUGUGUCAACUAAUUUUGUUGCUGUUUGUGAUCGAUUACUGUGCUCUCAUAUUUUUUUAAAUAACUUCUUUGGCAAUUUUUCUCCUAUUCAGAUGGCAGACCAACAACAAGAACACCAGCGUGAAACAGAAGGUUUGUUAGACAGUAUUAGGGAGCUGCGGAAAGAACUUCAGUUUGAAACCAAGCUGAUUGAGAGCUUCAUUCCUCUUGAAUUUCAGGUGAGAUUGCAUCCUACACUUGAUUAUGGCCACUUCUGACAAUGAGUAAAGUUAGCUGAUAAAUAAGUAUUGGUAGCUUUUGCAAACUUACACUUUCUUAAACUUUUUCCAGGAUCUAAUUGAGCAGCAUGUAUCAUGGAAUGAAGAAUUAGGAGAAUGGCAGCUUGUAAGUGAUGCUGUAUGAUAAUAAUUAUAAUGAUGAUAAUGAUAAAGAUUAAUAUUGAUGUUAAUGAUCAUUAUAUUACCAACAACUGCAUCGCAAAGUGGAGUUUGGGUGCCUCAAACAUUCAGGAGCUUCUACUAUUGGUAGCCAGUUCCUAGAUGGAGACUUCUCCCAUAGCUGGCAAAUCUUGGCACCCCAGCCAUGAGCCCCCACACAAGAAAGGGCAACAGGUACCUCUCACACUGAAUGAACAGUGGAAAGAGGGAGGGAAGGGGUGGGGAAAACUGCCUGGGUAAUAAGCUGCCACUCCUUACAAAACUGCAAGUUCACGCUCAAAGCACACACAAGAACACCUCCAACACAUGGAAGAGCACAUGGAAUUCCAAUGGUUGCACAGUUGCCAAAGACUGCUGACUACUAGAGAAUGCCCUGUUUUUAACUCCAUCAAAAUUGUAUUUAACUGCAAUGAUAAUGAUUAUGAUAAUAAUGAUGAUACUAAUGACAAAGUAUUAAAAACAUAUAUCUCUGGUCUGCCAGCUUGGUUGGAUAAUCAUAAACAUUUUCAACUUUAACAUCGAUUUUUCAUGGUCAUGAUCUAUGUGUCCAUCGCAUAAAUUUAACAAUUAAUUCAGCCAAAAAUACUAUUUUAUUUGAAAGAAGUGCAAAGUUGAAUAUGUGAAAUGAAAAUAGUCAAUUAUUGACAUGAUGAUUGCUAGUUAAUAUAAGAAUGUUUCAGGCAGUUACUUGUAUUGUUGUCCUAGUGCAACCCAGUUGAUAUGAUUAUAUAACUAAAAAGUCACAUCUUUCCCUUCAGAAAUUUGUGGCAUAUUCUGGGAACAACAUGAGAAAAGCCUCUCCAAGUCCAGAUCCUAAAGACAAGAACAAGGAGGUAUACCAUCAUUCACUUACUUAAUUGGUUACUUUUAAUUUCCUUCCUUAAAAUCAUAAAUACUUCUUACCAACCAAGCUCAUGAUCCAUUCUGUGAGUUAUGGCUUAAGUUUUUUUCCAUUUGGAUUUAUGGCUCAAUUGUGAAGCACAUGGGCAUGAUUCCAAGUAGGAAAAACUAGGUUCCAUAACUCGCUGUGCAGACUGAGAAGAUGAGGUUUAUAAGAUUAAUCUAUUAUUAAUAACUCUGUGCUUUUAGCUCAAUGAAACAGAUUUAUCCAGUGUGUACUUGACUUAUGAACACAUGAACUAUUCCUUGGGGUAUGAUGAACCUACGGCAAGACCCAAAAGUAGCCGUCCAAAGUCGUCCCGGCCAAAGACAGCAGGCAGACCAAAAACUGGGAAAAAGUAAGCAUCAGUGGAAUGUAUUUAACUUAACACUUUCAUUUGCUCUCUACUGGACAGCAAUACACCGUACACAAGCACUUACAUUUCGUAGUCAGCCACGAGACACUGCAGUUAGUCGAGGAGCAGAGUCUCCAAAAAUAACACAAUUCACAACCCACCUCACAGAAAAGGUUUGGUGCCAUAUUCUUAUAGAACAAUAUCUAAGUCUGGAAUCUCAUACAUUUUUAUCUUUUUUUACCUUUCUACAACUUACUAAAUUUUUAAGAGGUAUGGUUAAGUUAAUUAAGGGAAAUAAUAUUUUGUUCAAGUUUGCAGGGGGUUAAAGUUAAACUGGUUUAUGAGGUGUCCUACUGUUGUUACAUUUCUUUCUUUUUAAUGGCAGAAAAAAGACAGAAGGUGAGGAUGGAGUAAACAAAAAGAAAGAGGAUGAUGCACAGAAAUACCCACAGUCCAAAAGGCUUUUGAGUCCAAAGAAACACUUUGCUUAG
Pocillopora meandrina is the source of this 12478-nucleotide messenger RNA. NCBI's taxonomy places the organism in Eukaryota, Metazoa, Cnidaria, Anthozoa, Scleractinia, Pocilloporidae. The record is from the annotation of a GenBank genome assembly.